AAUGGUAAUCAGUGUCACCCCGGCAGCGCGGAAGGGAAGACAGAGCAGUAUUUUCUGUCGCCUCUAGCCGUUCUCCCUCUCUCACACUACUGGACUUGUGAAUUCUCGACUUAGUGACUGAACUAUCUUCGCAAUAUCAAAACUCUGAAUUCGAAAACGUUCGCGCUAUAAUUACUCGUGCUUUACAAUACCUGGAAAUAUAAUAAUCGCGCUGGGAACGAACCGUGGCUGAAUUUCGCGAGGAUCGUCGCUUUUAUAUACAUAUUCCCCGAAUCUAAAUUGGAUUAAAGUGAACUCCACAGAAAAUCAAAUAUAAUCUAUUUUUCUCCUACAAUCUAUUUUUUAAAAAAUGUGAUCGCUUGGCAAUACCACCGAAAUCCAAAAAUAAUAAUAAUAAUAAUAAAUCAGACAUCAAAAUCAAAAUAGCAACGCCAAUCACACCAUAAUUUAAGAAUCCACCAACUAAGGAGAGAGAGAGAGAAAAAAAAUCAAAAAUCAAAAAAAAAUUAAAAACCAGGGAGAAAUCAAACCCCCCCCCCCCUCCCCUCAAAAAAAUAAUAAUAAUAGAUAAAAAAAAAUCUCCUAGACUCCCCUCAUCCUCCUCCCCACACUCAAAAUAAAACAAAAUAAUCCAACAGAGAGAAUAAACCUCCCCCCCCCACCCCCCAAAUAAUAAAAAAAAGGAAAAAAAAAUUAGCAUUUCCAAACCACACCGAUCUCCUCCUCCUCCUUCCCGCCCGUUGCCUCUGGGAUUGCGAAGGAAGACUGCACGAGGAUUAAAAACAUGGAUUACCAGCUGAUCGAAGGAGUUUAAGGAGGCGAGCAUGACACACAGGGAUUGGGGGCUAGUCCAGCCUAAUCGAGAGAUUAAGUGAGACCUGAAUCUAAUUUGGCGUGUGAGCAAGUUUCAGCCGCGAUGAGGGAGCAGAAAGGGUCAUUACGGACUUCCUUGUGGGCGUGGGUCGUCAUAUGGGCGCUCAUCCCCCCAUGGGUGUGUGGCGGGGGCAUUAAAGGAGAACCCCGCGUGACGGAGCGAUGGGAGGCGAGGAAGGUGGUUCGCCAAGGGGACAUCGUCAAGCUUCCCUGCCCCAUCACAGCUAACCCGGAUCCGUUUUACGAGUGGUUUAAGGACCGCGAGGAAGUCCGGGCGAGCUGGCAGCGUUACAACACCAAGAAUCACAUCUUAAGAAUCAAAACGGCGAAGGUGGAAGACUCAGGAACCUACACCUGUUUGGGAGUAAACGGUUUCGGACAGGUGAACGUGUCAAUGCACCUGAUCGUCUUAGGGUCAGACGAGCCCCCGGGGAACGUGCAGGUGCCCAUCCUGACGGAGGUGGAUCCCAAGGGCAACAUCCAGCGCCGCCAGGGGGAGUCUGUGACCCUCACCUGCCGCGCCAAGGGGCUGCCCACGCCGACGGUCACGUGGCAUAAGGACGGACUCGACCUAGGCAAGAUCGGGCAACAGAUGAGUUUCAACAGCCUCUUGUCCACUGACUCCGGCCUCUACACGUGCAAGGCAAUCUCGGCGCUCGGGGAGACUUCAGCAAACUUCUCCAUACACGUCGGGGAACCCAAAGAAGAACAAGAGCUGGAGAUCAGCGAUGCGGUCAAUACAACAGUUGUGGAAGGGGGGAGUACAGCUCUUCAGUGUACUGUCCGCACUUCGCAUCAGCCUACUAUACUGUGGCUGAAGGAGAUCCCCCCCGACACCGUGGCCGCCAAUGCCAGCGGCGCCUCCGCCGACGGGCGCCACCACGUGUACCAGCUGGGCGAGCGGCCCUUCAAGCGCGUGGAGGGCGCGGGCGCCGUAGUGGCCAAGGGCGACCGCAUCUACCUGUCCAAAAUGACCAUCAGCAACGCCACGCCCAGCCACGCCGGCGUCUACGCCUGCCUCGGCCUCAACACGCUCGGCUACUCGUACAAGGAAGCCCACCUCACCGUGCUGCACAAGGAGGCCGGCAUACAGACGCCCCCCGUAAGCUCGAAGGACAGGAACAUUAACUGGCUGUUCUUCAUCAUCCCUGCCAUCGUCAUCAUAGUCGUGGUCGUGGCUGUUAUCGUAUGCCAGCUAAGGAAAGCCGCCCCCGAUAAGCCCGUGGGAGGAACGCCGCCCACGCCCGUGCUGAAGGGCGAUGACCCCUCUGCCCUGGCGCCCCUCAACCCUGACACCCACGGGCAUAGCUUGACGUCACGCCCACCUGACCUCGUCUACCAGGAGGUCAGCGGCUACGCCCCGAGCAGCCUGCGCGGCGCCCCCCCUCACGGCUCCCACUACGGCGAGCAGUACCCGAGUCCUUACCCGGACUCGUACGUGGACCCGGCUUACUCGGACCCUUACUCAGGGGACAGGGGACCGACCCGAACCUCCGACCACAGCUACGCCCGACUCACCCACCCUUCCCACCCUUCCCACCCUUCCCUCGCCUCCCACAAUUCCCACAAUUCGCACGCCUCUUCCAGCCCACACCUCCCGCCGCCUUACGCCCACGCUCACCCCCACGCCCACACCCACUCGCACGCCCAUACGCAUAGACAUCCGCAGUAUUUCGUUCAUUAUAAUUUAUAAGGUGACUUUUUUUUUUUUUUUUUUGGUCCUAUGGAUCAGAAGAGAGAAUCCUUUUUUUUUUUUUUUUUUUUUUUUUUUUUAUGUGUAUAUAGAAAGGAUAUUGGGAUAACCCAACAUGGCGGAUUUUGUGUGUGUGUGUGUGUGUGUGUGUGUGUGUGUGUGUGUGUGUGUGUGUGUGUGUGUGUGUGUGUGUGUGUGUGUGUGUGUGUGUGUGUGUGUCUGUGUGUGUGUGUUUGUAAAUAUCAAAUCACCCUUUGGGCAUUGGCGAGGGGGGGGGGUAGGAGGCAAAGAGGCAGAUAAUUGUCUAUUUGGUAAAGAGUUUGGAGAGAAAAAAAACUCAGACUUUUUAAGUGUUAAUAAAAAAAGUCGUUUUCCCGUGAGAAAGAGAAAUGAAAAAGGUGUUUGAUUAUCAUCUCUCUCCUCUCUCUCUCUCUCUCUCUCUCUCUCUCUCUCUCUCUCUCUCUCUCUCUCUCUCUCUCUCUCUCUCUCUCUCUCUCUCUCUUUAGAGGAGAGAGAAUAAAGAGAGAAUAAAGAAAGAGAGCUAGAAAGAGAGAAGAGUGAAAAAAAGGAGAAAAGAGAAGAGAGAGCUGAAGGACAGACAGACAAACAGAAAAGGAGAGAGAGAAAAGGAGUAUGAUUAAGGAAAAAGUGAGAUUAAAAAAAGAAAUGUUUUGAUAAGAACAAGGACAAAUAGAGACGCGACAGUAUUGUUUGUUUUCGAAAUUGUCUGAUGAAGGAAAAUAAUGACAAUAAGGGAAAAAAUAUAUAUAGAAAGUUUUUUUUUAUCUCAUGUGCUCUAAAAAAAAAAAAAAAGUUUGCAGUGUCUUUUGUUACAAGUAAAAGCAAUUAAAAGCAAACUUACAAGAACAGCAAAGUGAUAAAAGAGUACUAGAUAAGAAAAAAAUAAUAAUAAUCACAACAUGAAAGAAAAUUUGUAAAGACAUUUACGAGGAGGUGCAUUUGACAGUGAAGAAGUGCAUUCGACAGUCCAGAGGUGCAUUCGACGAGCGACUAAUUUUUCCCCGUCGUGUCACAAGGAGAUUCAGAAAGUCUUCCAUUUACGAGACAGAAAUAAAAAAGAAAAAGAUCCAGAGAGAGAAAUAAAUAUAUUCUUUCUCUCCUCUUAAAACUCUCGGAUCACAGGAAGAUCAUCGAGUGUUGGAAGAAAAGACAAGAGAGAUAAUUAACAGUGAUAAAAAAGGAGGUUGUUUGUGUUGGUAUUUCGAGAUUGUCAAAAGAGACAAUCAUUCUUACGUUACUGAUUAGUGUACGAAUAUUUUUUUUUUUUUUUAUUAUUAUUAUUAUUAUUGUUGUUGUUAUUGUUGUUAUUAUUUAGCUUGUGUUGAAGGCAAUGUGAAUGAAAAAAAAGACAAAAAUGAACAAUUAUCAAAACAACGUGAUCGUGGGAUGCGUUUCAUCCUCCAUUUUGUCCCGCCUUCGUUUUCUUUAGCUUAUUCUUCUGUUUCUUUUUCGUUUCACGAUUUUUUUUUUUAAUAUUAUUUCUUAAGUCACGUGACUCUAUGCUUGUAAUGAUAGCUUACAGCCAAAACGAGGAUGCCAAAGUUAAGAUUUUUUUUUCUUGCGUGUGUGUGAAAUAAAAACACUAAAGAUAAGUUUGUGGAUUUCGAGUUUUUGAAAAUGGAAAAAAGAGAGAGAGAGAGAAAGACAAAGACUAUUGUUAUUAUUCUAUCUCUUUCCUCUUUUCGAAACUCAAAGAGGAAAGAGGAGGGAAAAAAAAA
This is a messenger RNA of Penaeus monodon (black tiger shrimp), 4305 nucleotides long. Its product is annotated as fibroblast growth factor receptor-like 1. The record is from RefSeq and is a predicted model, not a curated record. The coding region runs from base 917 to 2566 and encodes 549 amino acids. The transcript is spliced from 11 exons. NCBI's taxonomy places the organism in Eukaryota, Metazoa, Arthropoda, Malacostraca, Decapoda, Penaeidae.